AUGCAUGUCUCCAUGCUCUGCAAGAACUUCCGACUCAUUCCCUCGCAGGCCUUGAACAUCUUGUUCGCCUUAUGCGGUAUAACAGGCUCCCUGUAUGGAAUGGGCCGCAAAUUGGAGCAUGUGGAACAGUUCUCGACAGCCCUAUUUUGGUGGUGGCUCGGUCAGACAAGCUACGUAGUAACGUGCGUGGUUGCCAAAAUUUCGAUCGCGGUAGCCCUCCUCCGUCUCACCGUGACCAAAAUGCAUACAAUGCUCCUGUGGACUGUCAUUGGAGUGACCAUCGUUGUUGGCCUUGUGUUCUGGUUCGUCCUGACUUUGCAAUGCAAACCGGUGUCGUAUUUCUGGAACCGAUUAUCACCUGGGGCGAAAGGAACCUGUCUGGAUGUGGACACUAUCAUCGGCAUCGCCUAUCUUUACAGUGUAACUGCCACACUGUGCGACUUCGUUCUAGGUCUCUUGCCCAUCUCGCUGGUCUGGAAGUUGCAAAUGACGCGGAAAACGAAAAUUGCGUUGGCUGCUAUUCUGAGUUUGGGAUGCAUAGCCAGUGCUGCCGUCAUCGUUCGCAUCCCUUACCUCCACUAUUACAAAGACGACGAGUUCCUUUGUAAGUCGCCCCGGCGGAUGUUGUCAUCGCGCGCUAACAUCAAUCGACUACACACAGACGCAACAACGGACAUCAGUAUCUGGUCUAACGUCGAGGCAUCUUUGGGUAUAAUGGCCGGUAGUCUCGUGACUCUCCGUCCGCUCUUCCGUUGGUUCCGCGGCACAAGUUACGGAAGGAGCAAAACUACGAAGAGGACAUUCGGCAGCAUGCCCCUCUCGAGCAUGAACGGGAACGGCAAUGGAACACACCAAUCGAAGCUUGACCGAGACGCGACGCAGUACUGGCGACCUGACGUAUAUCCUCACGAAUCACGGGCCGUCGUCACUACUAUUCAGACUUCUCCCCGCGGAAGCAAGAGUAGCAGCCAGGAGGACUUGAAUCCCAAGCAGGAGCCUUUGCAUGGGGUGAAUGUACACAAGUCUUUCCUUGUGAGUUCGGAUGAAGUAUGA
Molecule: messenger RNA, 1053 nt
Organism: Aspergillus fumigatus Af293
Lineage: Eukaryota; Fungi; Ascomycota; Eurotiomycetes; Eurotiales; Aspergillaceae
Source: RefSeq, a predicted model, not a curated record